AUGGUUUCCCUUACAGAGGGAGUCAAGAAGGGGAUGUCUCGCUCGGAGUUUCGGGCCUACAUCAAGGCCCUGAAACACGAGAUGAUCAGAAAGGUCUAUGCCGAGCAGGGAGAGCAGUGUCCCCCGCUUUCCCCAGAGCUUAGCCCUUGUGCCCCUGAACCCCCCGGGCCUGCUGUCUCGAAGCCUGCGAUGUCUACCGAAGAGUUCAGGGCACAUUGUCAAAGGAAGAAAGAUGGUUUCGCGGAGGAGAUGAAUGCUUUUAUUCAUUCCCCGGAACCCCUUGACCUUUCCACCCCCGCGCCUCCUGUGUCUUCGAGGAAAUUGAACAAGAAAGUAAAGUUGAGCCCGCUGACCGAGGAAUCCACUGCGGAACCUAGAAUCAAGGAUGUCCGCAAGAGACGUGCUGCUCCUGCCGGUGGGGCUGGAGCAGCUCCAAUGAAUCCUUUCUCCGCCGCUCCGACUCCGACUCCCGCCUCCAAUCCUUUUUCUCCGGCUCCGUCAGCCCAACCCUCUGGCUUUAGCUUCGGCCAAAGCCAGAGCUUCCCGGGUGCCGUUUCACAGCCUAGCCAGCCGACUCUGGGCGGCUCGGGUCCUUUUUCAUUCGGCAGCAGCAAGCCGACGGGAUUCAACUUCGCCGCGGGUCCGUCAACACUGGACAGCUCUUCCGCACCCAAGAAUCCCUUUUCUGUCCCGAACCCUUAUGCCGAUAAGCCCCUGUCAACUCCCAGCACGAGAGCUAAUUUCACCGCCCCGGCUUCUGGCAUCUGGAGCACUUCGCAUGAUCCGGCCACGAGCGGUCUUGCAGGAAACAGCGUGUUUGGCCAGCCCGCUGCAGAUUCCAUGCAAACCUCGCCCGAUGGCAAGCACGAUUCAACGGCUUUGGGGGGUGCUGGUUCUUCGUCCAGGUUUAAGCCUCCUCCGUCCGGUGUGAAUCUUUUCGGCACAAUGACGAUGCCAUCUUCGACCGGGGAUACCACCAAGGAAAAGACUGCCCCCACGUCCGACUUCAAAGCGUCGACCAGUCUGUUUACACCAAAGCCAGCAAGCACUACGGAUGCUUCUUCAAAGCAGCAGCCAUUCAAUUCGUUGUUUGGAGCUUCCCCGGCACCUAAGCCGGCCGAGAAAGUUGACUCCAGCAACCCUUUCAUGCCCAAGCCGCUAGAGAAUACGGCGGGCACUACCUCAACCGAACAAUCCUCAAAACCUCUGUUUGGAGCAUCACCGGCACCGAAGCCGGCUGAGAAGGUUGACUCCAGCAAUCCGUUCAUGCCCAAGCCGGCCGAGAAAACGGGUACUACCCCAGCGCAGCCAUUCAAGUCUUUGUUUGGAGCUUCCCCGGCAUCCAAGCCGGCUGAAAAUGCUUCACCUAGCAACCCCUUCAUGCCCAAGCCGGUAGAGAAGACGGCGGGCACUACAUCAACAGAACAGUCCUCGAAAUCUUUGUUUGGGGCAUCUCCGGCAUCGACGCCCGCUGAGAAAGUUGACUCCGAAAACCUUUUCAUGCCCAAGCCAGCAGAGACUGCGGAUAUUGCUCCAAAGCCACAGCCGUUCAAGUCUUUGUUUGGGCCAUCUCCGGCACCAAAGCCGGCUGAAAAAGUUGACUUCAGCAACCCUUUCAUGCCCAAGCCAGCGGAGACGGCUGCUGCCACUUCAGAGCAACAGCCCUUCAAGUCUCUGUUUGGGGCUUCUCCCGCGCCGAAGCCGGCAAAUGAACAGCCUAAGGCUUCUCAUGAAGUCGUGCCCAAGCCUGCCCCCCAGAAAGUUGCACCAGAACCUGCCAAAGAAGCUACGGCACCCCCAUCCCAAAAGGUUUCCAGUACUGCUCCGGCUGUACCCUUCCAGAUCCCUAAGUCCGACAUUCCUGCCGGUGGGAGUAAGAAGGACAGGGAGGCCACGGAGCUGAUCUACAAAGUUCAAGCGCUGAACGAGUCUUUCAAGCGACAAAUCAACAAGUUGGACACUUCCAAGGAUGAUUUUGAUAAACUCAUCCAGUUCUAUUUGAAAUGUCGGGACUCCAUCGGUGCUCCAGUUGCCAUCAAAGCUGAUUCUCAGGCGAAGAAGACGCCAACAACACAUAUCAGCGUCCAAGCUCAGCUGGGGGAAACGGCUCAAGCGCAGCAAGGAACGACCCAAGCGUCGAGCGACUCUACCACUGCCAACGUUUUUGCGAAAUCGUUUUCUGCACCGGCGCCCACCCCCGCUCCGCCCUCCGACCCCGCUCCGCCGUCUGCCUCUGUUACACAACCCCACACUGCGACGCCUCCUAUAACUGCUACGCCCUCUGAGCCUGUUACAUCAGUGCCUGCUGCGGAGUCAGAGUCUGUUCCUGCGUCCAAACCUACUCCGCCGUCCGACAACGCUCCGCCAUCCGGGACUCCAAAUGAGGAUGCUCCCGCUUCGGUGGCUACUAGCACUGGAGACACGGUUGCCAAGGAACCUUCUGAGAAGAACGCUGUUCCUGCGGCCCAGCCAAGUGCUGAGGCCCCCGCGCCUCCAGUUUCUAUCCCGCGUUUCGGCAAUGGUACUUCCGGCACAGACUUCAUGGUCCAGUUCAAGAAAAUGUCGGAGAAGACUGCCGCCGAAGAGAAGGCCAAGCGCAAGGCGGAGGAGUUUGAUUCUGACGAGGACAAUGAAGAAGAAUGGGAGCGCCAAGAUGCUGAGCGCCAGCGCGAGAAGCGCGCAAAGAUUGAGGAAGCUGGGAAGAAGCGGACCGAGUAUGUGCCUGGCGAGGGCUUCAAGUUUGUCGACAAGACUGCGGCCUCCAUCUUCCAACCCGCAACGCAGUCGCCUGCCACGAGUGCUCCUCCCGCCGUCUCUUCUUUCACCUUCGGGGGUUUGAGUCAACCUACUCCCGGCGUGGAGAACAUUUUCGGCCGCCCCCCUACCGCACCGCAGCAGACUCAGGCGUCGGUGAAUUCCCAAGCUCCCUCUUCCUCGAUCUUUGCCACCCCGAGUGGACCGGUCCCCAACUCGCAGAACAUCUUUGGGGGCCUUUCUUCAACUCCUCAGCAGGCUACGACCCCGCAGCAGAAGCCAGAGUCCAUGGACUGGCACCUUGGCGCGCGAGGCCCCAAUUUCAAGCGUCGCACCCCCGACAAGAACAACGGCGAUGACGACAGUGAAGAGGGCGAGGGCGACCAUGAUUUUGAGGCUGCGCUCCGCAAAUCCAAGUGGUCCAAGCCGUCCCCAACAAUGAGCAAGUCGAGCCUGAACGCGCCUCUUCCUGCACCAACUGCCGCUGCCGGUCGUAGUCUGUUUGACCGGGUGCAAUCCUCUCCUGCCCCCACGGGCCCCACCGAGAACACCUCGGUCCUCGCCUCGGACGUGGUCUUUUCAGAUCCGCCCCCGAUGGCCACUCCCACCGUGACGGCUCCCGUGACCCCGUCGGUGUCCAUCUGCGAGGGCGAAGACGGCGAGCCGGGUGAAGUCUUCGACCUGGCUCGGAGCAACGUCGGUGAGGAGGAGGAACAGGUGGUCUUUGAGUGCCGGGCCCGUGCAUUCAAGCUCAAUUCCCGCUGGGAGGUCCAGGGAACGGGCAUUGUUCGGCUCCUCCUUCACCCGGGGAGCCGGCGCGCACGUCUCGUGCUGCGUGUCGAUCCGAGUGGUGGUGUCAUCCUGAACACCCUCCUGAAAAAGGAGCUGAACUACCACCGGAGCGACAACAGUGUUCAGUUCAUGGUCCCCCGGGCUGGGGAUCGAGCUGAGCAUUGGGCAAUUCGGGUCAAGCCUGAGUGCUUGGACGGUUUCUACGGUUCGAUCCAGAAGAUCAAGAACUAG
Penicillium alfredii is the source of this 3777-nucleotide messenger RNA. RefSeq lists its product as uncharacterized. The transcript has a single exon. The coding region runs from base 1 to 3777 and encodes 1258 amino acids. The record is from RefSeq and is a predicted model, not a curated record. Gene Ontology annotation, biological process: intracellular transport. Lineage: Eukaryota; Fungi; Ascomycota; Eurotiomycetes; Eurotiales; Aspergillaceae.